CCCCGUCGCGUGGCUGUGUGUCAGUUUCAGUGGAGCCCGCGGUUGGUGCCGGUGCGGAGGGGGAUGGGCGCCUCUGCGAAUGUGAGCACCCGAGAUAGAACCAGAGCCCUGGAUCACAUAGAGCAGCAUAUACCCCAUUAAGUAAAUAUACCACACACCAAAAUACAUGGAUUUACCCACCAAGGACCUGUCAUAGACACUGAAUGGAUGCACUGCACCUGGACAGACAGGGGAUUUAACUUUACGCCUUUGCGUGGGAGACACCAAUAAGUUUGUUUUCUUCCCCUGGAGAGGGAGCUACUUUUAAGGGCAAAGGAUACAGGAGACUCCGAGGCCUGCGCACAGGCCUACUAGGCUGGUUGGAUUUGAUGUUGGGAUACUCUGAUGACUCGCUACUGUGUAUGAAUUUACGUCGUUUGUACACCUUUGGAAUGCCUCUUUAGGUCCCCCAUGACCGUGAGCCGUGGGCUGCGGCUCAGUGGCACCCCACUUCUGGAGUGGUCUGCUGCUAUAGCUGGGACCCUGUGAUUCCUCACCCCACCUCUCCAUCUCCCCCCAUCCCAUCCUGUCCCUCCCCCUCCCCCUCCCACCUCCCCUCCCCUGUCUUCCCCCCUCCCACGCGCCGCUGUGCUGGACGUCAUGAGCAUAGUAAUUGCGCUGGGAGUCACCACACCUGAAACGUCUUACUCAGAUAUGGCUGCUGGAUCCGACCCUGAGUCAGUUGAAGCAAGUCCUGCCGUGAAUGAGAAAAACUACAACAACCACAGCUGUGGGAGCGCACAGAGUCAUGGGUAUCGGGGACUACCAUAUGCUAUGCAACAGUCUUCCGUUGUGUGUUGUCAGGAUCACAACUAUGGCGCACCCCCACCCCCCACCCCACCAGCCUCCCCGCUUUCCCAAACCAUCAUCCCCCGCAUGGAUCUCAACGGCGUCGUCCUCGGCUCCCGUUAUCAUGAAACUACAGAGGACAACUCAGCAGACAGCGACAGCUCCUCAGACGAGGAAGGGGCCGUGGCCGGCUGGUGUCACUGCAGCCUGACGCCGGAUGGCCUGCUCAUCAAGUGUGACAACUGCAGAGGACUUGACAGGAGGAAAGAAGCAGAGGGCCAACACAGAAAGACUGAAAAUAUCUCAGCUGGAGAAAGUAGUGCCACAGAGAGUGGUGAUGAAGAGGUGUCGCCGUCCACCGUCUCCUACACCGCCACCCAGCACACACCCACCAGCAUCAAACUCAUUGUCAACCGGGUCAAAAGGAGCAAAUCCAAAAAGAGGAAGAAGAGCACAGAAAAGGCUCGUGGGACACCAAAAGGCAAAAAGGUCAAGGCUUUUAGAGAGGGUUCCCGGAAGUCCAUGAGGAUGAAGAACUCAACAACAGAGGCCAGCGUGCUGGAUGAGAACACAGCAGAGGGCUGGGAGAGCAGGAUCCGCCAGUGGACAGACCAAUAUGAGGAGUCUCUGGCAAACCAGUACAGCGCUGAUGUCCAGGAACUGAUGCAGCUUCAUCUUUCUGCCAGCACCCCCACCCCCAAAGAGGGGGGUGAGAGUGGUACCACAACGCCUUCCUCCACCACACAGAUCCACACCUCUGUUGAUGCCAUGGACACCAUCAACCACACUGAGCUGGCCUGUAACAACACAGUGCUGGGCUCACAGAUGCAGCUCCAGUUAGGGCGGGUAACAAGGGUGCAGAAACACAGGAAGAUCCUCCGAGCUGCCAAGAGCCUGGAACCAGACACCCUCAUAAUUGAAUAUCGGGGAAAGGUUAUGCUCAAACAACAGUUUGAGGUCAACGGGCACUUCUUUAAAAAACCCUACCCCUUUGUGCUGUUUCACUCAAAAUAUAACGAUGUCGAGAUGUGCGUUGAUGCACGGACCUUUGGAAAUGACGCCCGCUUCAUCAGAAGGUCCUGUACCCCCAACGCUGAGGUCCGACAUAUGAUUGUUGAGGGUAUGUUCCAUCUCUGCAUCCAUGCUGUCAGUCACAUCACAAAGGACACUGAGGUCACCAUUGGAUUUGACUAUGAGUUCAAUAACUGUCAUUACAAAGUGGAUUGUGCCUGCCAUAAGGGCAACCUGAAUUGCCCAGUGCAGAAGCACAACCUGAGCCCCAAGGAGAACUUUCUGAGUCCCCCUUCUCUGCUGCCUCCCUCUCCUCUGAUUGGUGCCGAGACCCGUCGGAGAAAAGCUCGCAGGAGGGAAAUCGAGGGCUGUUUGACCAGCGAUAGCAACCAGACCCUAGAUGAGCACCAGGAGGCCAAAGAGCUGCCGGGGACAAGUGAUGCAGAGGAGAGUCUAAUGGAUGAGAUGAAAGUGGAGGAUGGAGAGGAUGGAGAGGUGGAUGAAAAUGGGCUCCCCAUCUCCAGUAAAAAAACAUUAAACAGUCUGGUGAGUAGGAGGAGGAGAGUGGGAGGAACAGAGAUAAAGGAGGAGGGUGUAGAAACUGAGGACGGGGCAGGAAACCCCACAGGGAACACCCCCAUACCUCACAGCACUGGAGUAGGGGUCAGCACGCGACGUACCACCUAUGUGAUGGAAGCUUCAUCUAUUGAAGAAAAGACCUCAUUACCCUACCCUACUACCCCAGUUGCCACUCCUAAACCUGCACGACCUACAAAGCCUCGGCCCAAAAGUCGGAUCUCUCGCUACCGGUCGAGCUCAUCACAGCGGGCCCGGCGGCAGCGUCAAGCUCUCGCGCAGCAGGCAGCUGCAGCUGCCGCAGCUGCAGCGUUGGCAGCUAUGCCAUCAUCAGCUGAGCAAGGGGCUGCUCUGGAUGAGGAGGGAUCUCAGGGUCCAUAUGGCGGCGAACAUGGCCACGGAGAGAGCGGUCUAGGGGGUCAUCUACUUGAUGGAGACAGUCAGGCUCUAAACUGCAUAAAUAGAGGCAACAUGCGCGACCCCAAAACCAAGAAGUACCUUGUGACAGAGUGGCUGAAUGACAAGAUACCUGGAGGGGAGAAGGUCCAGCAAGAGGUGCUUGUUGAGCGCCCCCUGCGGAUAACCACUGACCCCACGGUGCUGGCCACCACCCUCAAUAUGCUGCCAGGUCUCUCCCACUCUUCGCUCAUUUGCACCGCACCCAGACACUACGUCCGCUUCGGCUCCCCCUUUAACCCGGAGAGACGCAGGCCCCGCCCACUCCAAAUGGAUGGCACUUAUGGCUGCUACAAAAAGAGAUGGAUAAAGCAGGUGGAGGAUGAAAGCUGUUCAGCCAGUAUAGAAGAUGGCACAGAGUCCACAUCCUCUCACCAAAGUAACAGUAGCAGAUCCACCCCCAACCCCCUGUCCACUGAGCUCAAUCCCCCAAUUAAGAAGCGUCUCUCCAAAUAUACGACAGAGACGACACCAGCCCCCUCAGACAACCUGCUUCGCCCACUAUCACCCAUCACGCCGCCACUCCCAGAGGAAUCCCCCCACCCACUGCUCCAUACCCCCUGUGGCUCCUUGCUGCCCAAUGGCCUGAUCUACUCACCAAUGCCCUCGCUACCCGCAAGCCGCUGCAACACACCUCUGCAAUUUGAAAACAUAUCGUCCCCUGAGGCGUCUCCUGUUCACCGGCCAGAGUCCAUCUCACCUGAGCCGUGUCUUCAGACAGACUUUGAAGUCCCUCGGCCUCAGUUCCCGGACCUGUCCCUCCCCUCCAGUUUAGAGAGCCCUGUGGCCAUGACCUCAGAUGACCUUUCCCUUCCUGGAUGCGCCUCAGGCCAAGAUUCCCAGGGUCCAUCAUGUGUUGGGACCAGCUCCCUAAACCCAGUGUCCUGUGCUCCUUCGGACCUAAACCCCCAAAACAGGGAGCAGGCCUUCAGGACAGAGUUCAACCUCAUAUACACCUGCUCGCCCCUUAAUGCAAACCUGGGAAACCCUGUGGCCCCCGAUUGCCGCCAGUCCCUGUCAGAGGGAGGCUUUUCCCCUGCAGAGUCCUUCCACAGUUCUAUAAGUGGCCAGGGGAUGAUGGGAGAUAUGGGCCCCGGCUCUAUGUCACCCUAUGGUGAGCCUCAUUAUGGGGGAGGCUACCCAGACAGUGGCACACCUCCUCACACCAGCAACCCACCACAAAAGAGGAAGAGGGCCAACCAGCAUACCAUUAGUCUGCUGACAGGGAAGCCAGAUUACCAGGCUAUAGCUGUAAGAAGUGAAUACAAGCCAGUACAAAAUAUGGUGUCUUUGCUGGAGUACCGCAAGAGGAAGCAGAGCAGCGGUCGAGACCCAGAGCCCUUUGGCAGCAGCUCCUCCCUGGGUGGCACCCCCACCCGGCCUGGCUCCCAUUACAGCGAAGAUUCCCAUCAUGCCCAUUCCCAUCAGCAGAUGCAGCCUCCAGCUACCCCACACAGCUCCUUCUCUUCCUCAACACUCAUGAACCCUAUCCCACAGAUAGAGGAGGUCAGUCCUCCAGACCACCAGGGCCCGUCUGCGGAGCCCAGGCACCAGGACAACAACCAGUGGAUGGUUCCCACUACUGUUGAACGUCUAAGGGAAGGCCAGGGCGCACUCGAGCGUGUGCUUAGAAGCAUCAAAAUGGAGCGGAUCUACAAGAGGAGUGACGGAUCGACAGAGAAGGAGUUUGAUGGGGAUCGAUAUGAGAUGCAAGCAGCGUCCAUGGCUUCUCCCAUGAAGAGUCCCAACAGAUACAGUCCCUCUGUGUACUCACAACAGUCAACAGAAAGCCACCGGCAGACUGACAGCCCGUCACUCCGUCAGCAGACCUCCACCUCUCCAUUCCCGGGAUCCUACAGUCCCUCAUCAGGCCAGAGCUUCUACGCACGCCACCCCUCCCACCCUGGACUUUCCCAGGACCACCCUCCAUCAACCUACCCCAGUCACUCCCCCACCGCCACCUCAUCCUCAGACUCGCGGCCGCCCGCAGAGUCUCUACACCAGCAGAGUAGCAGCAGUAACGCGGACAGAGCCCAUGGCUACGGCAGCAGCCACUUAAAAGCAAGUCUUUUGAACAGCAGUGGCCUGGCAGGGGCCCCCGCCCCAGGACCCAGGGCCCAUGGGCAGACUAAAAUAGACUCGGGCACCCUGGCCUCCAGAGGGAGUCAGCAGCAGGCGUCUCGCAGCCUGAAAUCGGGCAGCCCGAGCCAGGCGACGCUGCAGGCCAGCUCAAGGCUACUGUCGGCCUCUGGAUCGACACACUACCCACAGAGAGGGACGAGCCUCAGCCAGUUCCAGCACUCCCCUCUCCAGGGACCCGGAGUAAGGACACAGUCAGGAAGCUUUUAGGACCUUGUUCAAGUGUGUUUGUGUGUGUGUGAGCGCGUGAGUGUGUAUGAAGCUGUGUACCCCCUCAGCCCCUGAAGCUGUGGUGAAAUGGGGCUCAGGGAGUGUGAGGAGGGUAAAUGUACAGACCUAAGAGGAGCAAGGACUUCUUUAAGGAUUUCUCCUUUUCUUUUUUUCUGUCUAUUCUUUCUUUAUUUUCAGAAAAAAACAAAUGACCACAUUCUGCACAAAGCUAAUCAUUGACUUUGGACAUCAUUAUGGAAUCAGUGGAAAAGCAAUUUAGAUAAAACUCACAGAAAAAACAACAAGAAAUCACAUGUAACUUGAAAUUGUUCGCUGAUGUGCCGGACUGUGCAAACAAGCUCUCUGUCAAAAGCCAAAACAUCCUCACAAAUGUCUGUACAAAGUUAUAAGAAGUGUACCUGUCGUCAUGGCACCGAGGUUGGAUACAUGCUGAGAUGCAUAUAAAUGAGUCUGUGCUGCAGUAAAAGUGAUUGAUUAGGAAAAGGGGGAAAUAUUACAAGCAGAGGCAAAUUGUUAAUCAUCCGUUCUCGAGAUAUAUUCGAGGCAUGGGGAGGAGGAGGGGCGUUUCCUUUAUUAGGGUCAUUCCAUAUGAUUACCAGCCUCCAUGUUCUCUCACUAAACAUGACACAGCCCUUUUUUCCACAGUUUUGUCCGUUCCACUCUUCUGUUGUUGUUUUUUUUUAAGUUAUCUUCUGUUCUCUCACCCCCAAAGGACUGUUUUGAUUUCAAUUUAGGACGACUCCACUGUAGAAUUCUGAUAUUGUACUUGAGAUAUACAGGUCUUAUGAUUCAUGGUGCUGCAUUGUUUUUUUUGUUUUUUUGUUUUCAAUAAAUUUGAAAUCCAGUUAUGUUCCCCA
Messenger RNA from Pleuronectes platessa (European plaice), 6098 nucleotides. RefSeq names its product SET domain containing 5 (gene setd5). The transcript has 25 exons. Bases 640 to 5220 code for a protein of 1526 amino acids. NCBI's taxonomy places the organism in Eukaryota, Metazoa, Chordata, Actinopteri, Pleuronectiformes, Pleuronectidae. The record is from RefSeq and is a predicted model, not a curated record. Gene Ontology annotation, molecular function: protein binding.